AUGGGAAAUUGUAAAUCUUAUUCCUCUCAUUUUAAUGUGUAUAAAAGCAGCACAAAUGAGUUAUAUGAAAACAUAAUAUGUAAUUUUGUCACACAGGAUAAAUUAUUUUUCUGUCAGAAAGCAUUUGUUGUAUAUGAAAUCUUAAAAAAAAAACUUGAAAAUAGAGAUGUAUACGUUUAUUAUUUUGUAAGCUCCAUUCAAAGAAAGAAAGUGAAAAAUGCAGUAGUAUAUUUAAAUGAAGAUUACAAUGUCGAUGUUUUGAAUUUUUUUUUAAAAUUAUUUAAAAAAAUUAAUAAUGAAUAUUAUAACAAUAUGUUUAAUUUUCAUUUGAGUAGUUAUUAUAACUACUUUUUUCGUGAAGACACAAAAUUUACUAAUUUUUCUGAACAAAUGAAUAUAUUAGAAAAUAUUUAUAAUUUUAUACGCUUGAAAUUUGUAAUAGAAAAUGUUUGUUUACAUGUAUAUUUUCAAAUGUGUGAUAACUCCAAUGAAUAUUAUGAAAUGAUCGAUAAUUCUUCAAAUGAAAAAUCAAAUAACAAUGAAAUUAUAAAGGGGAAAUCAAAUGAAUCAUUACAAUUAAAUAAAAAAGUAAUGGGUAUAUCAAUAGAGAAAAAAAAAAUUAUAAAUUUAAUAAAAAAAAAUUUUAAAACAAUAAGAAAUUUUUGUAGAAAUAAUUUGCAUUGUAAUAUGUUUGAUAAUUUUAAAAUGUCAAGUGAUAUGUGUUUAUAUAUAUUACUUAAUAAUUAUAAAAUUAAAUGUAUUUUAUACAAUAUGUUUAAUAUUUUAAUCUUCAUAAAUAAUUAUUAUAACGUAAGUACAAAGUAUGGUGUUUACAAAGAUUCAGAAACAGAAACAGAAACAGAAAAUAUGCAUUCAAAAAAAUUAUUUAACGAUAAGUUAAUUUAUUCGUUGGAACAUAGAAAUAUAUAUAAAACAUACUUAUUCAUUUGUUUAUGUCUUAGCUUUGAUGAUAAAAAUGAAGAAGAUUCAUUAUUUAACACACAUAUUAAUGUAAAUAAAAAUGAAAUAAGUUUCACUGAAUGUGUUAGUGAAUUUUUAGAUAUAUAUAUUUCAGAAAAAAAAUUGAAUAAUCUUUUUUCACAAGAAAUUAAAGAAAAAAAGAAAUAUCAGUGCUUUUUAAAUUCCUUACAAAAUUCAUAUAUCAAUGAUAGUUUAAUAAAUUCUCAUUAUAUAUGUCAAAAUCAAUAUAUAAAAAGUAUAUUAAAUAUUGGAAAUAGUAACUAUUUCAUAAAUAAUAAUAUGAUGGUUUUCUGUUUUAUAUUAUUUGAAAAUUCACUUCAUGAAUUGCCAUCUACAAAUAAUAAAUCAAAUAUUUCUGAUCAUUAUAGUAAUUCAUUUACUGAAAUUAAUAAAGUUUCUUUUUUGAAAAAAAUUAGAUCAAAUAAAAAUAAAUCAACAUUAACAAGAAAAAUUUGGCAAAAAAUAUUACGAAAUAAUAAUUUUGCAGAAAACGUUGAUAAUAAUGACGAAGAUAAAUCAGAAAUAAAAGAUUAUCCUUCAAAUUCUGAUAUAAAAAAAAUUAAUAAUAUAGAAUUUGAUUUAAAUAAUGUAGGAUUUUUUAGAAUUGAUUUAUACAAUCUUAGAUAUAAAAGUGAUGGAAAAUUUUAUGAUAAUGUAGAGAAUUCUAUAAAAUUAUAUACUAUUAAAAAAAAAAAAAAUAGUUAUAUCUAUGUAAAAAAAAAGCCUGAAAAUAAAGCUGAUUACAGAAUGAUAGAAACUAUAAAAGAUAAUUAUACGCACGUAAUCAAUGUUUUAAAGACGAUGAGGAACAAAGAAAUAUGUUAUAUUUCAGGUGUAAAUGAUUUCAAUGAAUCAUACUAUAAGACAAAAAAGGAAAAUGAUACAAAAGUAAAUAAAAGUAGUACACAAACUGAAUGCAAAGAUUAUUCAUGUAAAUCUGAACGUAGUGAUAAAACAUAUAAAACAGAAACAAUAAAUAUUAAUUCAAAAAACAAAAAUUAUUUUAAUCGCAUGAAUUCUGAUUCGAAAAUAUAUUUAACUGAAGAAAAUAACACUCUAAUUUCAAACGAAAAUGAAAUUAUAAAAUCAAAUUGUCAUGGAGAUAUAUCACAAGAAUAUGAAAAAAAAUUUAACCCAAGAAAUAAAUUAAAAAAGCCUUUUUUUAUAGGUAUACACGACACAUUUGUUCCUUUUGAGAUAGAAAAUUUGAUAUUCAAACUAAAAGAUUUCUACAACACUGAUGAAGAGAUAAUUAAAAAAAAAAAUAAUAUAUAUAAAGAAGAAUUACACAACAAUAUGAGAACUUGUUCAAAACAAAAAGAACACAAUUCAAUGCACGUAAGUAAAAAGGAAAAAGUAAAUAAAAAAAUAAAAAGAAAUAAAAAAAAUGAAGCACAAUUAGAAAAAGGGACAAUGGAUCAGAACGUAAAUACAAAAGAAAAUAGCUGUGCUGAAUAUGAACAUGUAGCUAAGAAAGAAGAUAAUAAAUUUAAAUUUGUAAGUAAAAAGGAAAGUAUAUUUAAAAGUGAAAAUAGAAAUUUAGUAGAACAAGAUUUAGUAAAUAAACUUAAGGAUGAAUAUAAAGAAAUAAACGAAGAAAAAGAUAAAGAAAAUUUAAAUUUGGAAGAAAUAUUUAAUUUUAGAAAUAAUUCAGAUACAUUAAAUUUUAAUGAAAUAUAUGAAAACCCUAUUUUUUUAAAAUUAUUGAAAAAUCUUAAAAAUGAAGAAAAUUUACAAAAUGUAUUAAAAAAUUAUAAUAUCAUAUAUGAAAGUAAAAAAAUUCAAGAAUUUUUAAAUAAGAUUGAAACUUAUAGUAAAAAGAAAAACAAUAAAGUUAUGACAACAAAUAAAAAUAAUAAUUAUUCAGAAGUUUUUUCAAUAGAUAAUAUGGAAACUAUUAAAGAUGAAAAAAAAGAUGUAAAUAUUAAUAAAAAGGAAGAAAAAGAAAAAGAGAAAGAAGAAGAAGAAGAAGAAAAAAAAAAAAAAAACUAUUCAGAAGUUGAUCAAAUGAAUGUAGAAAAUUGUGAAGAAAAAUGCGAAAAGAAAAAUAUUGAUUUUUUGAAAGUAUUUAUUCAACAUAAAGAUAUUGGAGAAAUGAGUUACUUUGUGAAUAAAAAAUAUAUAAAUAUUUCUUUUAGUAUGUUUAAGGUACAUGAGGGAACAAAAAAAUUAAUACUUAGUACAUAUAUUAAUUCAGAAAAAUUAUCUCCUAAAAAUUAUUAUGAAGGAAAUAUUGAUUAUAAUAUUACACUGAAUAAAAAUGAAUCUUUUAAAUAUAUAAUGGAUUUGUUGUUUUUACAUUUAAAUUAUAAUAGGUUAUAUUUUAUAUAUAUCCCAAAAAAGCUAAUAGAUUCUAAUAAUAUGAAAUACCAGAAUAAUUUAUUCAUAAAUAAAAUGUGCUGCAAUUGCGAUAUUAUAUUAGAAAAUCUAUAUAUUACACCAGGUGAUUUGAUUGGUAGUUAUUUAACGAAUAAUUAUAUAUCCAUUUAUUUUGAAAAAAUUAAUUUUAUAACAAUUGUUUUACUUCUUUUAUUUGAUGUAAUAAAAAUUUAUAACAAAAUAAAAAAACUACAAGAUUAUUUUGAAGGCAUAUGCAAAAAAUUUAUGAAAGAUUUCCAUGACUAUUUUGACACAAAGUUAAAAAAAGUGAAUUAUGAUUCAUGUAAAAUAAAAAAAAAGAAUAUAUUAUCAAUUCCUAAUGAACUGUUAAAAAAAAGAAAUGUUAAAAAAUAUGAGCACAGUUUAUUAAGUAAUGGUAUUCAUAUUUCUUCUCUGAGGCGUCAUUCUAAUUUUAAUGAGAAAUAUAUAAGCACAAAAGAAGAUAAUAAUUUAGAUAUAAAAUCUCUAAUUAUUAAUGUUUCUUCUACAUUAAAUUCAGAAAACUGUACAAAUAAUAUCAAUAAUAAUAAUAACAUUAAUGGCAAUAUUAAUAAUAACGAUAAUAAUACUCUAUUUAAUAAUUUUUAUUUAAAUAAAACAAAUAAUGAAAAUCCAUUUGAUAUUGGAUAUAAAUAUAAAAAUAUAUAUAUAAAAAUAAUUGAUCUAAAAUUUUAUGAAUUUAUUAUAAAUUAUAUUAAUUACAUAAAAGAGAAUAAUAGUUGUUAUUAUUUAUGUCCAUAUAUAUUUGUUUACAAAUUUAAAAGUCUACAUUUCCUUUUUAUUCCAGUAUGUAGCAACUUUUAUUUAAUUUUCUACCUCUUUUUCUUCCAUUUUCUUAAUUGUUCAAACUUUUUUAAUAUUAGAAGAUGUUUUAAUAGAAAAAAUAAUCAUGAAGAUAUUUCAAAAAUGAAUUCUAUAUUACCUAGUAAUAAUAAUUUUUUGUAUAUUAAUAAUAUAAUUAAAAUAUUAAAUGUUCAUAAAAAUAGUAAAACAUUUAUUAAAUAUAUUUCUUUAAAUAAACAAAUAGGGAGUCAAAAUACUAUGCAGUACUAUAAAUGGAUAAAAAAUAAUAUCAUUAUUGACAUUAGAAACUCAUUUUCUUCACCCUAUUUUCUUCGUACGAAGAAUUUUUCCAAUUUUAUUGAAAGUACAAAUUUACAUAUAAAUCUAAAGAAGUUAUAUUUAAAUAAAGAUUAUAUGUUUUCCUUUAAAUUGGAUAAAAAGAAUAAGCAAUAUGAAAAAUUUUCAAACACUAAUGAUAUUGUAUACAUGUUUAAUCAUUAUUUUAAUAUUUUUACGUACUUUUAUGAUGAAAAAAAAACUAAUAGAAAUAAAGAGUUAUUUUAUCAUAGUAAGUACAUCAUUAUUCCAUAUUUUGAAGACAUAUAUAUAAGCAGAAAUAAUUUACAAAUGUAUUUGAAAAUGCUUCAAGAUACAAGUAAAACUUGUUUUAAAAGUGAUAAUUCAUACAUAAAUCAAAAUCAGAAAAAAGAAUAUGAAAAAACUAAAAAAGAACAAAAUAAUGGAGAUAUAGAUAAAGAAGAGCAAGUGCAAAUUCACAAACAUUCUUUUAUAUAUAAUAUAUAUGAAAAGUGUAGUGAUAUUUUUAUAAAUUAUUUCUAUAUGCUAUUAAAUAAAUUGAUACUAGAAGCAGUAAGUGAAUUAAAAUCAAAUAAUUUUAUAAGCAUUAGCCAUCUCUUAAAUUUAUUAGAUAAAUAUGAAGUAAAUUUUGAUAUUUAUUUUUGGGUAUUAUAUGAUAAUUAUAUAAAUAUUUACAAAAAAUACUAUGUUCAUGCAGAACUAGUAAAAUUUUUCAAUAAUAAUAAUAGAAAUAAAACAUAUGAUUUUGAUUACUUAAAAAAAAUAAAAUAUAAUCACUGUAAUAAAAAGAAAUUUUAUAUGAGAAGGAUUUUAAUAUUUUCAGUAUGCAUAUUAGUAUCCUUUAUUUGUAAAAGUAUUUUUGAGUUUUUUGUAAUAAACUUAAAUUAUUCAUACGAAUAUGUAUUGAGUAGCAUAUGUUUCUUCUUUUUUUCAAGAAACACGAGAGAGAAAAUAAAUGAUGAUAUGUACUUGAAUAUUCUAAAAUCUAUAUAUUUUAAUUUAUUUUUAUCACUAAGCUUUGUUUUACAAUAUAUUCCCUUAAGUGUUCAAUAUUUAAGUUUAUUUAAAAUUAUAAAAAAGGUUAAGAAAUAUAAAACUACCUUAUCUAUUUGUCUAAAUUAUGUUUGUGGUAUAAAUUUACCUUUUUACAUUUUUUAUGAACUUCAAAAUUUUCCCUUUACUUUGCUAAAUAAUUUUUUUGCAUUUGAAAAAGAAAAGUGGGAUGUAAAUGUUAAAAAUUUGGAAUUAACAGAUUCAAUAAAUAUCAAUAAGUUUAAAGAAAAUUAUUAUGAUGAAUUUAAUUUUAAAAUUAAUAAUGAAAAGGAAAAAAUAGACUGGAUUAAUGAAAAUCUUGAUUCUAAUAUUUCUAAUGAUUCUUUACGUUUUUUCAAAAGUAAAAAGGUAAAUAAGAAAAUUUAUAAAUGCUUUCAUCGUAAUUAUGAAAAAAAUAAAAAUAUAGAUCUUAUAAAUUUCAUUAUAAAAAUGAAUUUUAUUUCAUGCUUUAAUAUCUUUAAGUUUCAUGAUAUUCAACAUUCCUCAAAUAAUAUACUUAGUUGCUUCACUUAUAGUGGUCUUCAGUACUUUAAGCGAAAUUGUAUACAUGAUGAUUUAUCUAUGUUAAUUUUUUCUAAUUUUGUUAGUUUUAUGUCAUUUUGGAAUAGAAGUAAUUAUGAUAUAAAUGAAUAUCAAAACUCAAAGAGCUUUAGUUGUUCAAAUCAUGAUAGUGAUGAUUUAAAAAAAUGUUCACUAAAUCAGAAGUUAAAUAAGUUUACAAUAAAGAAAAAAUUAGAAUAUUGUGAAACAAAUGAAUAUUUAAAAGAACCAACUAUGUUAUUAGAAAAUUAUUAUAGUUUAAUUAAAGUCAAUAGUGAUUUAUUCACUUAUGAAUAUAAUUUAAAGGAAAAAAUAAUUUUCGAUAUUUUGCUAAAAAUAAUAGAAAUACGAUACAGAUAUUUACUAAUAAUUUUGCCAAUAUUUGUAAAAGAAAAUUUUAACCUGUUAACUGAUGAUUUAAAAAUUUAUUUAAUAAAUAUAUUUUUUUUUAUUUUUAUCAGAAUAGAUAAAUAUAAAAUACACAAAAGGAAGAAAAAAGAUAAAAUAGAAAAUUUCAGUAAAGUAGAUAAAUACUGUUUUAAUAAGAAAGAAAAUAAUAGUGUAUUCCAUUUUAAAAGAAAGAAUAAUGUUUUAAAUAAUAAAGAUUCAGAUAAUUUUCUCUUGAGUUCAUUUGAUUUAUCAAAAGAUGAUUAUUUUGAAAUAAAAAAAAAAGAAAAAUUAGGUGACGAAAAUGAGAAUAGAAAUGAAUAUGAAUAUGAAAAAAUACAUGAAAUUGAAGCUGAAAAUGAAACAGACUAUGAAAUUGACACAGAAGCGGAUACAGAAACAUAUACAGAAACAGGUACAGAAACUGACACAGAAAUAGAAAAUAGAAAAGAAAAUGAAAAUAUAGAUGAGACAUACUUUGACAAUGAAGAAAGUUCAUUCAGUAAUUUUAAAGAUCAAAUAAAAAUUAUUUUAUUAGAUAAUUAUUAUAAUCUCUACCUAAUAGAAUUUUUCCUUAAAAUUGCUUUAAGAAUAAUUCCAUUUUAUAAUAUAAGGAACAAAAAUAAACAGUUAAAUGUGCAUAAAUCAUCAAUUAUAUACAACUUAAAAAUAAUAGUAAGUUUCUUAAUAUCAUUUAAAAAUAUUAUUUUAUCAAUGAAAAAUAAUUUCUAUGUAUUUAUUUAUUAUUUUUUCAUAAAAGGGUAUAUAUCUCUAAUUUUGCUAAAUGUGCAUAGAGCUUUUAAGUAUUUUAAAAAAAUAUUUCUUCUUAUAAUAUUUUUUUUUGGAAAUCCUAUAUUCUCAUUAAAUUACCACCCAUUUCUAAUAUAUGUUACUUAUAUUUUAUAUGUUUUAACCAUUUUAUUGAAGUUAAAUAUGGUAAAUUUUUAUGAAAAUGUAAAUAAAAGAGAAAAAAAAAUGAUUGAUGGUAAUAAUGAAAAUAUAUGUGUAGAUGAUAAUAAUAUUGAGGGAUUGAACAAUGAUCAAUUACACAGUAAUGAAAAGAUCAACUCAGAUAACGUUUGGCUAAAGCAGAAGUAUGAAAUAUGGAUGUAUUUGGAAAUAAUUCGUAAAAUUAAAAGGAACUACAUAAAAUUUAAUAAUAACAUUUAUUUAGUACCUUUGAAUUAUUCUUUUAUAAAUAUGAAAAAAAUUUUUAAAAAACACACAGAAGAAAAACUAGUUGGAAAAUACGGAAAUAUAAACAAUAAUAAGAUAGAGAAAAAUUUUAAUAAAAAAAAAAAUAAUAAUAUUUUUUUAUUAAGAGAGUUAAAUAUAAAUGAUAAGCCAAUAGAUAAAAAUUUACCUAUAAACAUUAAUAAUAAUUUUGUAUCAUUAUAUCCAACAGUUAAAAAUGUUAAAGUUCCAAGAGUUUAUCUUAUAGGAAAUAUUAAUAAAUCAUUUUUAUUAUCUAGUGAUUAUGAAAAAGAAAAAAAUUUAGGAAACCAUAAGAUUCCUGCAAAAAUAAAAAGUAAUAAUUCUAAAGAAAUGAAAGAAAUUAAAUACCAAAAUAAAGAAAAAGAAGACAACGAGCAACUAAAACAUGAAAGGGAACAAAAACAACAAAACCAAAAAGAAAGAAAAGAAAAAGAAAGAAAGAAAAAAAAAAAAAAAAAUGUACUUACAAACCUUAAUAUGUUUCCAAUAAAUAAUUUCCCUUAUGAACAAUUUGAAUCUAUAAGAGAUGAAAAUAAUAAAUCGAUACAUGGGCUCGUUGAUAAAAAAGAUAUAAGUAAUUUAUUAUUAUAUAACUUGAUAUAUAUUAACAAAAUGAAUAGGAAAUUAAAUAAUUGCAAUUUUGUUUUUUUUAAUUUUAAAUAUUGCAAUUAUAAGAAAAUAAUUUCUAAUGUCAAUAAUUACUAUAAAAUGAUAUUAGAAAAUUUCAAGAGAAAAUUAUGUGAAAAUUAUUAUGCCUAUACUUUUGGAAACAAUGAAGAUGGAAUACUUGCUAUUGGAAAACCUUCUUACUUAAAGUUAACUCCAACUAUUGGAACAAUAGGAUAUGAGAAAAAUAAGAAGAGUGUAAAAAAAGGUACAGAUUUUUGGUUUACAAAUAAUUUACAAUUAAUUCCUAUUAAAAUUAAAAAAAUAUGUAUGAACGAAAAUAUGAUUUCUAUAAUUGAUAAGAAGCAUAAUUUAUAUAUUUCUGGAAAUAAUACAUUUAUUGAAACAAAAAAUGAACUACUUUUUAAAAAUAAAAAUGGAAGAUCAAAAGAUAAAGAGAAGGGAAAAAAUAUAAAAAAUGAUUCAAUAUAUACUAAUAAUAAAAUAAAAAUUGAUAAUUUUUUUGUAAAUUUAAGGUUAAAAAAGAUGAAAAAAUAUGAAAAGAACUAUGAUUAUAAUAGCACAUCUUGCAGUAGUGAUAAUCUUGUAUUUGGAAAUUCAUUGAAAAAUAAAGGGAUCACAAAUGUUUUAAAUCCAUAUAUUCAAAAUGAAGAAAUAGAUGAAUUUUAUAAAAAAAAUGAAAAUAAAAAUAAAAUUAUGUAUAACUCUAACUUAUGCGCGUCAUUUAAUUUAAUAUCCGAUAACUUUAGUUCAUGCAGAAGUGAUAUAUUAUCUUCUUUUGAUAGUGAAGAUAGUGAUAAUACAUACAUUAAAGUUAACGACAAGGAAGAAAUAAACAAAAAUAUGAAUGUAAGUAUUUUAUUAAAAAGUGAAAAAGAUAAGUCUUUUUAUGUAAAAAAGAAAAAUUACUCUUUAAAAAAAAUUUCAAUAGAUGAUUUUAAUAUUUAUAACAGUGUAUUAUAUUCUUCUUCAUAUGCAAAUCAGUAUUUAACGCACAUUUUACCAAAUCAGAGAUCAUCUAUCAAAUCACUGAAGAGAUAUUUUAAACAAACUUCCAGUGAAUUUAAUAAAGAAAAAAUCAGUACUAAAUUUAAACAAAAAUCAAAAGAAAACGUAGAUGAAGAAAAAAUGGAUUAUGAUGAAUAUGAAUAUCCAAAAAAAAAAAAUUUACAAGAACAAGAAAGAAGAAAAUUGGAUAAAGAAAGUCAUAAGAAAAAUGGAACAAAAGUAAAAAAUGAAAAAAUAUUACUAGAUAACAACCAAAAUAACAAUAAAUUCAUAUAUAAUUUUAUAUAUGACAUAAAAACAAGAAUCAAAUUUAUUGAUAUUUUUAAUGGCUCAGAUUUUGUUAUAUCAAUAAAUAAUUUUGGUCAUGUAUAUUCAUGGGGAAAUAAUAAAUAUGGAUGUUUAGGAACUGGUGAUAAUAUUAAUAGAUAUGCUCCUACCUUAAUUGAUCCUGGUCAUUUUUUUUUGUAUGAUUUUGAAAAAUUGCAAAUACAUACAAAUUAUAAAACAGAAAUAAAAGUAAAGGGAGUAGAAAAUAUAAAUAACAGAUGCUGUGAGAAUAUUUUAUAUAAUUCCUUAAUUUUGGAAACAAUAAAAAAUAAUAUUCAUAAUAAGAAUAUAAAUUCACAAAAUAGUUUAAAAGAAUCUAGUGUGAAAUUUAAUGAAGAUGGUAAAUUUUCUAAUUCUAACAAUUUUAUAGAUGUAAAUAAAUGUAAGGAUGAAGAUUUCUUUACAUUAAAAACAGAUAAUAUUUAUACAUCAGAACAUAUGUUCAAUUUUGAAAACCUAGAAAUCAAAAAUAUAACUAUAAGUGUACAUAAAAUAUAUGUUCCUAUUAGUUCUAUUUUUUGUGGCAAUAAUCAUGUUUGUGCAUAUUCUAAUGGAUCUGUAUUUAUGUGGGGUGAACAAAAAUUAGGCCAAACAUCUAUUCCUUUUGAAAAUAUUUAUUUCGAUAAUUUCAAUAAAGCUCAAUUUUCGGAUAGCGAUUCAACUUAUAAAAAAAAUAAAAAUGAAAAAAAAGGAGAUGAGAAAAAUAAAAAUUCAGAACUUUUAUCUUCUUCUACUAUGUCUGAGGAUUACUACUUUCAUAUGAUGCAUAAGAAGAAACUAGAAGAUGGAAAAAAUAAGUUUAACAAAAAUAAAGUUUUAUUUUGCAAAAAAAAAUUCAGUUUUAAUGUUGAAAAUCCAAUUCAAAAUUAUUUUAACAUAACAAAUAAUGAUAUACUUCUUAAUAACAGAAAACUAAGAUUGUGUUCCAACUUAAACUCAAUAAAUAUAAAAAGAAAAAAAAUUAAUAAUGAUUUAGUUCUUGUACCAGUUCAAGUUUGUUUAUUUAACUUGUCCUACAGAAUUAAAAAAAAUGAAAACAAUAUAGAUAAUAAAUAUAUUAUCGUCGAUUAUGGUGAACCCAUAGCUAAAAGUAAUGAAAAUUUAAAAAACACAAAUUAUAAUUUCCCCAAUUUUAAAUGUUCUGACGAUGAUAAUAAUAAUAAAAUUAAUAAAAAGACACAAAAAAAUUUAGAAAAAACAAAUAUAAAAUCUAAAAAUAAAUCCAAAUAUGUAAGAGUGUAUGAUUACUUAGAAACAUUUAUAAAAGCCGAAGUUGUCAAUAUAUAUAUGAGCCUUUUUAGAAAUGAUAUUAAUAUUUACACUAAUAUUCCUAAUAACAUUAAUAUAAAUCCUUACAUAUAUAGAAUGAAAUUUUAUGAUUACAACUUUUAUGACGAAAAUUAUAUGAAUGUCCAAGAUGGUUAUGAAGAUGAAUAUGAUGAAACAAGAUAUAAAAAAGAAUUUAUUGACAACACUAAUAAAAAUUUACAUUUUUCAAAUGAAAAUGAUUAUGUUGUCCAUGAAGAUACAAAUAAAAAAUUAGAUAAUGAAAAAAAUAUUGAUCAAAAUGAAGGAAAUUUCUUAAAAUCACAAAAAAACAUAAAUAUACUUAAUAUGGAUGACCCUAAUAAAUUUGUUCAAUUGAUGAAAGAAAAUAAAAUUAUUAAUCCACAAAUAUAUGAAUACAUUGAAAAAGAAGAAACUGUAUGUAUCAACAUUAAAUUAAUUAUUUUUUUAUUUUUAUUUAUAAAAAAAAAGUAUAUGACAAUUUUCUUGAAUAGUCUUAUGAUGGUAUCAAAUGUAUCUUGUGGUGAAGCAAAUACUGUAAUAACAUGCUUCAAAAAGAGCAUUUAUGACAAAUAUUAUCAAUACAUAAUGAAAAAUAUUACUUGUUCAGAAAAUUACAAGCAUUUGGAAAAUGAAAAAUUGCAGUCAAAAUUAAAUUUAACUUUUCCAGAAUAUGAUUUAAACUCUUCAAGUGAAAAAAGUAAAUUUAUUUAUAGAAAUGAUAUAUAUGACACUAAAAAUUACACAAGUACAAUAGUGAAUUGGGGAGAUAAAUCAUUUGAUGAAUAUAAUAUUAUGAAUUCAACUCUGUCAUGUUCCGAUACAUCACGUUUUAGUCGUAUGAUAGAAGAAAUAUUAGCAAAUUAUAUGUGUAUUUAUGUAUGUGGCAGGGAUACCAAUAAUAAUUUGUGCAUAAAUAACAUUAAUCAAAGUGUGUACACAUUCACCAGAAUUACUAAUAACUUUUUCUAUUAUAAUUUUAAUUAUUUUUUAUUUCUCUAUAAAUACAAUUAUUAUCUUUAUUAUAUUCAUAAGAAUAAUGUUCAUAUUAGUCAUAACAAUGAUAUUACUUAUAUACAAAACAAUCCUCUUACCUCCUUUAAAAAUAAAUUUAACACCUUUACAACUAAAGAAAAUAAUAUAAAUGUAACUAGUUCUAAAGCUCAAGGCGUUUCACCAAAUAAAUUUAUAAUUAUAAAAAGAAUUGUAUGUAGUAAUACCGUUACAUGUCUUGUUGACACAUAUAAUAAUGUUUACAUGGCUGGAGACGUAAAAUAUUAUUUUCCUAACUUUUUUCAUCACAUAGCUUAUGCAUCAUCACCUUUUAUAAAAAUAAAUUUGAAUAAUACAAAAACGAUAAAAAAUAUAUCAUUUAACCAAAAUAAUAUAUUUUUAAUAUAUGAUGAUCAUUCUUUUGAAAUAUUGGGUUAUAAUGAUUAUAUUGAUUUCUUUAAAUAUAUUCAUCCUAUAUUUUUUACUAAUAAAUAUAGGCAAAAGCACUCAUACAAUAUGUUGAAAAUACAAAAUUCAGAUUUUUUAGUAAAGCAAGUACAAACAGGGAAUAAUUGUGCUGUCUUUGUUAUGAAAAAGAAAAAACCAAAAAGAAAGAUAAAAAAAUCAAUUAAAUACUUUAAUUAA
Messenger RNA from Plasmodium relictum, 12543 nucleotides. Its product is annotated as conserved Plasmodium protein, unknown function. The record is from RefSeq and is a predicted model, not a curated record. NCBI's taxonomy places the organism in Eukaryota, Apicomplexa, Aconoidasida, Haemosporida, Plasmodiidae. The transcript is spliced from 3 exons. Bases 1 to 12543 code for a protein of 4180 amino acids.